AUGUAGUGUGUGUAAUGUUUUCUUUAGUGAUUUAAUGUAUUUUUUAUGCAUUAUUUAAAAAAAAUAUUAGCAUUUUGCACUCCUUCUCUACAUCCUCUAUAAGUUCGAUUACGUCGGCGGCAGAUAAUAUUUGUUAUAAAAACAAUAUUUAUAAUUGUUUUUGAUCACACAACUGGAGGAACACGGUCCGUAAUACAAUCACCAGAAGAUAAAAUGGCCACCAAUAUUGUGCUCCUCGUUUGCUUUCAAGUACUAUUAGUUCAGACUGCCUUCAGUCAAUGCCUUGGCCGUGAUCCCCUAUUGGGAGGACUGGGCCCGUAUGGCCCUGGUUGGGGACCUUACGACCCUAUUGGCCCGUUCGAUGGUUCGGUCUACGGCGCACCAUAUUCAUCAGGGUUCAUCACUCCUGGCAGUUUGGCCGCAUCAUGCGGCGGAGGCCUGGCUGUUACGAGCAAUUCACCGAUCACUCCCACUGGUCUGACGGUUACCUCUGAGAAUUCUAUCGAAGGUACCGUCUCUGUGGUGGGACAGCUGCCGUUCCUGGGUGCGGUGGCUACUGAUGGCGCGUUCCCCACUGCUGGACUUGGGGCUGUGGUGUACGGCUGCGGUGAUGGCGCUAUUGGCAUAGUUUCCGAAGCCCCUAUUUCCGCUCCCGGUCCUGUCGGCUAUGGCGGAUGGCCGGGAGUUGGCUAUAAAGGACCCUGUGGAUGUGGUGGAAUUUAUUAAAUAAUUAAUUGUUAAUUGUUACCUUUUGUGUGUAAUAAAUCUUUUGUAGAAUGUA
Bombyx mori (domestic silkworm) is the source of this 781-nucleotide messenger RNA. RefSeq names its product chorion class CB protein M5H4-like. Gene Ontology annotation, cellular component: egg chorion. Bases 214 to 726 code for a protein of 170 amino acids. The record is from RefSeq and is a predicted model, not a curated record. Gene Ontology annotation, biological process: chorion-containing eggshell formation; multicellular organism development. The transcript has 3 exons. Gene Ontology annotation, molecular function: structural constituent of egg chorion. NCBI's taxonomy places the organism in Eukaryota, Metazoa, Arthropoda, Insecta, Lepidoptera, Bombycidae.